GGACCUGAGCCUCGGGGUGGGGGUGGAGGCGACUCCAGUGGUCAAAAGGGACUUGGGAAUCUCUGUCGCCGUGCGCCAUGAAGGCCCUCUGGGUGCUGGGUCUGUGCUGCGUACUGCUGACCUUCGGGUCAGCCCGAGCAGAUGAAGUCGAUGUGGAAGGUACGGUAGAGGAGGAUCUGGGUAAAAGCAGAGAAGGCUCUAGGACGGAUGAUGAAGUAGUACAGAGAGAGGAAGAAGCAAUUCAGUUGGAUGGAUUAAACGCCUCCCAAAUAAGAGAACUUAGAGAGAAAUCUGAAAAGUUUGCUUUCCAAGCUGAAGUGAACAGAAUGAUGAAGCUUAUCAUCAACUCACUGUAUAAAAACAAAGAGAUUUUCUUACGAGAGUUGAUUUCAAAUGCUUCUGAUGCAUUAGAUAAGAUAAGGCUAAUAUCCUUGACUGAUGAAAAUGCUCUGUCUGGAAAUGAAGAACUAACAGUCAAAAUCAAGUGUGACAAGGAGAAGAACCUGCUCCAUGUCACAGACACAGGUGUGGGAAUGACCAGGGAGGAGCUGGUGAAAAACCUUGGUACCAUAGCCAAAUCGGGGACCAGCGAGUUCUUAAACAGAAUGACUGAGGUACAAGAAGAUGGCCAGUCGACUUCGGAAUUGAUUGGCCAGUUUGGUGUCGGUUUCUACUCUGCUUUCCUUGUAGCAGAUAAAGUUAUUGUCACGUCUAAGCACAACAACGACACCCAGCACAUCUGGGAAUCAGACUCCAAUGAAUUUUCUGUCAUUGCCGACCCAAGAGGAAACACUCUAGGACGGGGAACCACAAUUACCCUUGUUCUCAAAGAAGAAGCAUCUGAUUACCUUGAAUUGGAUACAAUUAAAAAUCUCGUCAGAAAGUAUUCACAGUUCAUAAACUUUCCCAUUUAUGUGUGGAGCAGCAAGACUGAAACUGUGGAGGAGCCUAUGGAAGAAGAAGAGUCCGCCAAAGAGGAAAAGGAAGAAUCUGAUGAUGAAGCUGCAGUAGAGGAAGAAGAAGAAGAAAAGAAACCUAAAACUAAAAAGGUUGAAAAAACUGUCUGGGAUUGGGAACUUAUGAAUGAUAUCAAACCGAUAUGGCAGAGACCCUCAAAAGAAGUAGAGGAGGAUGAAUACAAAGCUUUCUACAAGUCAUUUUCAAAGGAAAGUGAUGACCCAAUGGCCUAUAUCCACUUCACGGCUGAAGGGGAGGUUACCUUCAAAUCCAUCUUGUUCGUGCCCACUUCUGCUCCACGGGGUCUGUUUGACGAGUACGGAUCCAAGAAGAGUGACUACAUUAAGCUGUAUGUGCGCCGAGUGUUCAUCACGGACGACUUCCAUGACAUGAUGCCCAAGUACCUUAACUUUGUCAAGGGUGUGGUGGACUCUGAUGACCUCCCAUUGAAUGUUUCCCGUGAGACCCUUCAGCAGCAUAAGUUGCUUAAAGUAAUCAGAAAGAAGCUUGUCCGUAAAACUCUGGAUAUGAUCAAGAAGAUUGCUGAUGAGAAAUACAAUGAUACUUUCUGGAAAGAAUUUGGCACCAACAUCAAGCUGGGUGUGAUUGAAGACCACUCCAAUAGAACACGUCUUGCCAAACUUCUUCGAUUCCAGUCCUCUCAUCAUGAAACCGACAUUACCAGUCUAGACCAGUAUGUGGAAAGGAUGAAGGAAAAGCAGGACAAAAUCUACUUUAUGGCUGGCUCCAGCCGGAAAGAGGCUGAAUCCUCUCCGUUCGUCGAACGACUUCUGAAGAAAGGCUAUGAAGUGAUUUAUCUCACAGAACCUGUGGACGAGUACUGCAUUCAGGCCCUCCCCGAGUUUGAUGGGAAGAGAUUCCAGAAUGUGGCCAAGGAAGGAAUCAAGUUUGACGAAAGUGAAAAGACGAAGGAGAAUCGUGAAGCAGUAGAGAAAGAAUUUGAGCCACUGCUGACCUGGAUGAAAGACAAAGCCCUCAAGGACAAGAUUGAGAAGGCCGUGGUGUCUCAGCGCCUGACCGAGUCUCCGUGUGCUCUCGUGGCCAGCCAGUACGGCUGGUCCGGCAACAUGGAGAGGAUCAUGAAGGCCCAGGCCUACCAGACGGGCAAGGACAUCUCGACCAAUUAUUAUGCCAGUCAGAAGAAAACACUGGAAAUUAACCCCAGACACCCACUGAUCAGAACCCUGCUCCGGCGGGUGCAGGAAGACGAAAAUGACCAGACGGUGUCCGACCUUGCUGUGGUUUUGUACGAAACGGCUACGCUACGGUCGGGGUAUCUCUUACCAGACACGAAAGCCUAUGGAGAGAGGAUAGAAAGAAUGCUUCGCCUCAGUCUCAACAUUGACCCUGAGGCAAAGGUGGAGGAAGAACCCGAAGAAGAGCCUGAAGACGCAACAGACGACACAACGGAAGACGCGGAGCAAGACGAUGAUGAAGAAAUGGACGAAGAUGAACAAGAAACAGAAAAGCUAUCUGAAAGAGAUGAAUUGUAAACAAGACUCUUCACCGCCGGGAUUCUGAGUGGAGAGAGAAUGUGAAGUUUCAGUCAUUUCUUUUGGGAGAGACUUGUUUUGGAUGCUCCCCCCGCCCCCUUCUCCCCUGCACUGUAAACUUGGGAUUAUGGGUCACAGGAAGAAGUGGGUUUUUUUAGUUAAAAUUUUUUUUAACAUUCCUCAUGAAUGUAAAUUUGUACUAUUUAACUGACUAUUCUUGGUGUAAAAUCUUGUCAUGUGUAUAAAAAUAAAAACGUUCCCAGAUAAAAAA
Molecule: messenger RNA, 2742 nt
Organism: Echinops telfairi (small Madagascar hedgehog)
Lineage: Eukaryota; Metazoa; Chordata; Mammalia; Afrosoricida; Tenrecidae
Gene: HSP90B1
Product: heat shock protein 90 beta family member 1
Exons: 18
Coding region: 78-2471 (797 amino acids)
Biological process (GO): protein folding
Molecular function (GO): ATP hydrolysis activity; ATP binding; ATP-dependent protein folding chaperone
Source: RefSeq, a predicted model, not a curated record